This is a messenger RNA of Lachancea meyersii CBS 8951, 450 nucleotides long. Lineage: Eukaryota; Fungi; Ascomycota; Saccharomycetes; Saccharomycetales; Saccharomycetaceae. The record is from the annotation of a GenBank genome assembly.
AUGGUACAGAAACACGAACAAAAACCAGGGUGUCGAAGCUAUGAGUGGUACCACGCGUUGAUUUGUAUAUGUGCGUGCGCGUUUGCCGUUUGCCGUUUGCUUCUCGUACUCGUCACAGGCUUUGUUGAAGUUGUGAGCUUACCGUCUUGUUUGGACAGAAAGAGAACACAAGUGAGAAACCGAGAGACCUUGUUGGGUUUAUUAAGGAAUAUUAAUUUCCUGACCUUUGGCUACUCGCGCGGUUUGCUUCUCGGCACGGAUGUCCCGAACGAGGCAGGUGACCAGGAGCGGGCUAGAGAAAAGUCCGAUGACGUAAUCUUGAAGGGACGCACGGCUGUGGGAAAGUGGUCAGGUGAUUAUCACGUGGUAAUGUGGGGUGGAAGGAUGGGUGGGUGGAAGGAUAGAAGGAAGACAGGACGGAAGCCACCCUGGCUUGAAGCUGGAGAUUGA